AUGGACUCACAAGGCACCAAGAAAAGACUAUGUGGGAAAUGGCAUGCAUUGUGCCGUUUUGCGUUGUUCACUUGUUUCCUUGAUGUUGUCUGUGCACAGAUUCGCUACUCAAUCCCCGAGGAGCAGGAGCAUGGAGCUUUUGUUGGCAAUAUUGCAGAGGACCUGGGCUUGGAUUUGGACAAGCUCUCUGCGCGCAGAUUCCGGAUAGUCUCGGGUGCCAAGAAGCAAUAUGUGGAGGUAAAUUUAGAAAACGGAGUUUUAUUUGUCAAUGAAAGAAUUGAUCGUGAAGAACUAUGCGAGCAGAGUUUGUCCUGUUCUUUUCACUUGCAAGUGGUCAUAGAAAACCCUCUGGAGCUGUACAGGGUAGAGAUUGAGAUUUUGGACGUGAAUGAUAACUCUCCGAGUUUCCCGUGGACCGAGUUUAAUCUGGACAUAUCGGAGUCCGCUGCCCCAGGAUCCCGUUUUCCACUUGAGAGCGCACAGGACUUGGACGUCGGGUCCAACUCGCUCCGCACCUAUUUGCUUAGUGUAAACGAACAUUUCCUUUUGGAUAUUCAGACACGCAGUGAUGGCAGUAAAUUUGCAGAACUUGUCCUACAAAACCCACUGGACAGAGAGCAGCAAAGUGCGCAUCAAAUGGUCCUAACGGCAGUGGAUGGGGGCGCGCCGGAGAGAUCUGGCACUGCGCAAAUUGAUAUCACCGUUUUGGAUGCAAAUGAUAACGCACCUGUGUUUGAUCAGUCGUUUUACAGAGUGAGACUUGCUGAAAACGCACCUAAAGGCACAGUUGUCAUAAAACUCAAUGCGUCCGACUUAGACGAGGGUCCCAAUGCUGACAUUACCUAUUCAUUCAGUGGCCACGCUCCCAUCAAAGUGCGCCAGCUUUUCACCGUGGACUCGCGCACGGGGGAAAUCAAAGUCAAAGGAGUGAUAGAUUACGAAAAGGCCAGAAUGCAUGAAAUUUAUGUCCAGGCUAAAGAUAAAGGUCCCUCCGCUGUGGCAGUUCACUGUAAAGUGCUUGUGAACGUUUUGGAUAAAAAUGACAACCUCCCAGAGGUGAUCUUGACAUCAGUGUCCACACCUGUGCAGGAGGACGCGCCCCCGGGAACGGUGAUAGCCGUCAUCAGCGUGAUGGACAAUGACUCAGGUGAAAACGGGAAUGUGGACUGUGAGAUUCCCCAUCACGUCCCAUUUCAGCUCCACUCAUCCUUUAAGAACUACUACACAUUAGUAACUUGUGAUUUUCUGGACAGAGAGACAGUCGCAGAGUACAACAUCACCCUUACCGCUAGAGACAUGGGCUCUCCACCUCUUUUCACGAGGAAAACUAUUUUGGUUCAAGUGUCUGAUGUGAAUGAUAACGCGCCUCAAUUCAAACAGCCUUCCUAUACUGUGUAUUUGACUGAGAAUAACGCGCCGGGAGCAUCAAUUUGCUCUGUGACUGCGCUGGAUCCAGAUUCUGGCCAAAAUGCAUACCUCUCUUAUUCCAUACUGGAAGGUGAUGUUCAGGGAAUGCCCGUGUCCACAUACGUCUCCAUAAACUCAGACAACGGGAACAUUUACGCGCUGCGAUCCUUUGACCACGAACAACUUAAAAACUUUCAGAUCACAGUUCAAGCUCAAGACGCCGGUUUCCCGCCUCUGAAAAACAACGCUUCAGUGAAUAUCUUUAUUUUGGACCAAAAUGACAAUGCACCUGUAAUUGUGUCACCAGUUCCGCAAAACGGCACAGCGCCCAGCGAAGCAGUGCCCAGAUCCGCUGACGCCGGUCACCUUGUCACCAAAAUCAGCGCGGCGGACGCAGACGCAGGUCAAAACUCGCGUCUUUUUUAUCAAAUGCUCCAAGCAACGGACCCGAGCUUGUUCAGCGUUGCUCUGUACACAGGCGAAAUCAGGACGAUACGCCAGUUGGUGGAGAAAGACCCCACCAGGCACAGACUGGUAAUUCUCGUGAAGGACAAUGGUCAGCCACCCCUCUCGGCCACAGUUUCCAUCAUUCUGUCAGUGGUUGACAGCCUGCCAGAUUCGCAGCCCGAUUUGGGUGACCUGUCACUAAGCCCGCAUCACAGCUCCAACUUCACCCUGUACUUAAUCGUGUCUCUGGGCGCAAUCUCCUUCACAUUUCUGGUGGCUAUUAUUGUCCUGGUUGCAGUGCGGAGACUGAAGGGCAGACCGUCCAAUGGGGAGUCUAACUUCCCCUCCAUCGGCGGGCGCUGCUGCUGUUGCUGCUCUCGCUCAGAAACACCCACCACCACAGAGGUGUUCAAGAAGUCCAACUUAAAUGUUCGGAUGUCCGCAGGCGCGUCCGGCUGCUCGGAGGCAAACAGCAACGGCGCCCUUCCUCAGGUCUAUUGCUACAAAAUGUGUCUGACACCGGAAUCGUCCAAAAGUGACUUCAUGUUCCUCAAGCCCUGCAGUCCAGUAAUGUCUGUUCAACAGAAUAAUGCCAAGAGCACUGAUUACCUGACCUCUGGCUGGAGCGCACUGGACCGUAAUGGAGUGGCCAACAACAGAGCAGCAACCCCAAACACGCUUAAGUAUUCUAACAAGGACUGGACCUGGACCAAGAACCAACGCAACUCGGCAUAUAAGAGGUAUAGUACAGCAAAUAUGGAGGGCACUCUUUCUCAUAAACAAACAUACGAUGCUGAUGGGUUUUCCUGCUCUGUAGCACCGCAGUACUGGACCUGGGGAAAUCAUAUGAAUGACUGCAAGUUGUCUCUUCAAGAGGGAGCAGUUCCUAACUACUCAUGGGCUCCAAAGUACACCCAGCCUCAUUCUGAGCCACCAGACUACCAGCACAAUGUAUACAUCCCUGGCACCACUUCUGACUACAGCACUCUGAAGCUGGCACCCAGAGGAGAGCUGGAUGUGUACAAUACUUUCUCUACUUUUGGAAAGAAAAAGAGAUUCAUCUCAAACUUUGAACAAUCUUUCGACAGAGAUGAUGGUCUCAUAAGCAAUGACAUCUUCAAAUGAUACUGUACAUUCUGUGUAUGAUUUACAGUGUAGGCCUAUGCAUUAACUGGUUCCAUUAGUAGCUAUAAAUUGCUUCCCCAGUGCAUUGCUCUUGGAAGCUAUGUUUCUCCUUUACCAGUGGAAUUGAAAACCACUCCUUACCUUACAAGGAUAUUUUCAUUUUUGUAAAUACUGAAAUAAAAUAUAAAGAAAGUCUAUUUUGAGUCAUGGUGGGAUAUCCAAGUAGCAGAGACUGACUUUUCCAUCAUGGAGUUGUAGUCUAGUUUAGGCAGUAAAUUGGAACACUAGAAAGAAGGUUAGCUCAGGAAUUUAUGAUUUGAUCUGUUUGGAGGGAGCUGGUUCUCUGUAAGGUCAUAAUGAAUGCCUAACUCCAAAAAGGUUCAUGAUUUCUACAGCUUGCAGUCUAUUAUGGGGUUAGUCCAUGUACCAGUCACUUCUAUAUAGAUACACGUUUUUGGAGUCUAAUGUUGUAUGUCAAGGUUGUGAAACAACUAACUGUACUAGCUAGAAAAAUUAUACUUCAUAGCCUUCAUAGUAGCGGCAUCACAGUAUCAUUUUACUCAUUGGGCUUGUGCAGUAGACCUUUACACUGACACAUCAUAUCGAAUUGUUGACACUUAAAAGGUCAAUGCCACAGAUAGUGUUACUGCAUUUAAUGCUUGUACCACUUCUUGGACCACUCACAUUGUUUGAUCUGCUGCAAGCAACUUCUGCGUUAAGAGACAUAAUUCAGUCACUGAUUAUAUGUAUUCCAGAUUUGUAUUAAUCAUUUGGUGUGAUUUGUAUAUCUACAGAUGAUUAAACAGUUAUUCUUUA
Messenger RNA from Micropterus dolomieu (smallmouth bass), 3795 nucleotides. RefSeq names its product protocadherin-10-like. Gene Ontology annotation, molecular function: calcium ion binding. The coding region runs from base 1 to 2979 and encodes 992 amino acids. Gene Ontology annotation, cellular component: plasma membrane. The record is from RefSeq and is a predicted model, not a curated record. The transcript has 4 exons. Gene Ontology annotation, biological process: homophilic cell-cell adhesion. NCBI's taxonomy places the organism in Eukaryota, Metazoa, Chordata, Actinopteri, Centrarchiformes, Centrarchidae.